AUGUUCACGGUGAAGUCAUUUGAUGUUGAGAACCCGGUGCUUACCUCUCUUAGGGGUCUGGUCCAUGCCAACCCUCAAUUGACGCUCAUUGAGUCGGACAAAGUGGUGAUCAGAAAGUCUUCAAAGGACAAGGUGUCUGUGCUUUCUGGCGGUGGUGCUGGUCACGAGCCUACGCACGCUGGGUUCAUUGGUAAAGGAUGCCUCACUGGCGCGAUCAGCGGAGAGAUCUUUGCGUCUCCGUCUACGAAGCAGAUCAUCAACGGUGUGAAAGUUGUGCACGACAACGGGUCCAAGGGUGUUUUGCUUAUUGUCAAGAACUAUACUGGCGAUGUUCUCCAUUUUGGACUGGCGAGCGAAAGAGCCAAAAGUACCGGAAUUGACACCGAAGUUGUUGUGAUUGGAGACGACGUUGCUGUUGGUAGAUCCAAAGGUGGGUUAGUUGGCAGAAGAGCCAUUGCAGGUACUCUCUUUGUCCAUAAGACUGUGGGUGCCUUUGCAGAGUAUUACCCAAGCCAUACUUUGAAUCUGGACCAUGCUAAGGUCCCAGGACAUCCUUUUGAAUCCGAGCUGAAGAGCGAUCAGAUGGAGCUCGGUAUGGGUAUCCAUAACGAGCCAGGUGUCAAGAUUUUGAGUCCAAUUCCUUCUGCUGAAGAGCUAAUCAAGUUGCAAAUUCUGCCAAAGUUGUUAGAUCAAUCGGACAAAGAUCGUGCGUUUGUUGAAUUCGACUCGAGCGAUGAAGUUGCGCUUCUCGUGAACAACUUGGGUGGUGUGUCAAACCUGAUCCUAUCAGCUAUCACUGAAAUCACUACAAAGCUGUUAAAAUCUGAGUAUGGCAUUACUCCUAUUCGUACAUACCAGGGAACUAUGAUGACGGCAUUGAAUGGUGAAGGCUUUUCCAUCACUCUUUUGAACAUUUCUCGUGCUUCGAAGUCGUUCACAGAGGUUCCAAUCAUUGAUCUUUUGGACGCUGAGACUGAUGCUCCAGGAUGGCCCGUGAAGAAGUUCGUCGAUGAUGCACCAAAGUACAACAAGUCAUUGUUGGAGGUUCACUCGACCGUGGUCAAACCUGUUGGUACAUAUGAUGCUAAGCAUUUCCAAAAAUGGUUCCAGGCCGGCGCUGAUGCCCUCAUCAAGGCUGAACCAUACAUCACUAAGCUUGAUACCCAGGUCGGUGAUGGUGAUUGCGGUACCACGUUGGUUUCUGGUGGUGAGGGAAUCACCAAGAAUUUCGACUCCAUUCCAACGGAAACCUUGUCACAAGCGUUGGACAAGAUCAGUGACCUUGUUGAGACUUACAUGGGCGGCACCUCUGGUGGUUUAUAUUCGAUCUUCAUCUCCGGGCUGUCCCAAGGGCUGAUUUCCCAGGGAGCUGACCAGGAUACGCCAGUUGACUCGAAGCUAUUCGGACAAGCUCUGGAAACUGCCUUGGAUACACUGUACAAGUACACACGUGCCCGUGUCGGCGACUCCACCGUCAUCGAUGCCCUGGAGCCAUUUGUCAAAGAGUUCUCAAAGAGCCACGACCUGAAACAAGCCGUCGAUGCUGCUGACAAAGGUGCAAAGUCCACGGGCACAUUCGAAGCAAAGUUCGGCAGGGCAAGCUAUGUUGGAGAAUCCUCCAAUGUCCCGGACCCUGGUGCCAUUGGAUUAGUCGAGUUCUUGAAGGGUGUUGCCACCGAGUUCUGA
Williopsis jadinii is the source of this 1686-nucleotide messenger RNA. It is a transcript of the gene DAK1, whose product is annotated as dihydroxyacetone kinase. Gene Ontology annotation, cellular component: cytosol. Gene Ontology annotation, biological process: glycerol catabolic process. Gene Ontology annotation, molecular function: ATP binding; glycerone kinase activity. The coding region runs from base 1 to 1686 and encodes 561 amino acids. The record is from RefSeq and is a predicted model, not a curated record. The transcript has 2 exons. NCBI's taxonomy places the organism in Eukaryota, Fungi, Ascomycota, Saccharomycetes, Phaffomycetales, Wickerhamomycetaceae.